Molecule: messenger RNA, 8326 nt
Organism: Cheilinus undulatus (humphead wrasse)
Lineage: Eukaryota; Metazoa; Chordata; Actinopteri; Labriformes; Labridae
Product: transcription activator BRG1
Exons: 34
Coding region: 126-5138 (1670 amino acids)
Biological process (GO): positive regulation of transcription by RNA polymerase II
Cellular component (GO): nucleus
Molecular function (GO): DNA binding; ATP binding; transcription factor binding
Source: RefSeq, a predicted model, not a curated record
UAGACAUUCGGUCAUAGAAGCGGUGGAGGGGGCGCUCGAGCCACGUCGGUGAAACAAAUCAACGCUUGAAGGCAGAUUUCAAAGAGGGUCCCUGCUGCUCAGCCAGGAGCUGGAGAUCCAGGGUGAUGUCCACGCCAGAUCCUCCCAUGGGAGGCACCCCGCGUCCAGGUCCAUCCCCUGGUCCGGGUCCGUCCCCUGGCGCCAUGCUUGGCCCUAGCCCUGGGCCCUCUCCAGGCUCAUCUCAUAGUAUGAUGGGCCCCAGUCCUGGCCCUCCCUCCUCUGGACACCCACAGCCUGGACCCUCUGGGUAUGGCCAGGACAGCAUGCACCCUCUACACAAACCCAUGGAGAGCAUGCACGAGAAGAGCAUGAGUGAGGAGAGCCGCUUCAGUCAGAUGAAGGGACUGACUAUGAGACAGGGCGGGCACAGUGGCAUGGGCCCCCCACCCAGUCCUCUAGACCAACACUCACAAGGUUACCACUCUCCUUUAGGUGGCUCUGAUCAUUCCAGCCCUGUCCCUUCCAAUGGCCCUCCCUCUGGGCCUCUCAUGCCCUCCUCCUCCUCUUCCUCCUCCUCUGGUGGUCCCGGCUCUGCCUCUGCCUCUGCACCUUUAGACGUCCCCAGUGGAGAUCAACACCCUAUGGGACCCAAUAACCGCCCAGGCCCUCCAGGGAGCUCAGGCCCUGGCCCAAGUCCUGGACCCAGUCUUGGCUCCAGUGUUCCCAGCCUUGAAUCUGGUGGUCCUACUGGUCCAGGAGGACCUGGUGGCCCUACUCCCUUUAACCAGAACCAGCUUCAUCAACUUAGAGCUCAGAUCAUGGCUUAUAAGAUGCUGGCCCGGGGUCAGCCCCUGCCGGACCACCUCCAGAUGGCUGUCCAGGGGAAGAGGCCGAUGCCUGGGAUGCAGCAGCAGCCAAUGCCAAGCCUGGGUCCUGGAGCUGGAGGCGGGCCAGGUGGUGGACCAGGAGGACCCGGACCUGGUCCUGGGCCAAUGGGCUCAGGCUACAGUCGAGCUCAUGGAAUGAUCGGUCCCAACAUGCCCCCACCUGGCCCAUCAGGAACUCCAGCUGGUAUGCAGGGACCAAACCCAAAUGGACCUCCCAAAUCCUGGCCAGAAGGUCCCAUGGUGAAUGCAGCAGCCCCCUCCAACGCACCCCAAAAGCUGAUCCCCCCUCAGCCUACAGGCCGACCUUCCCCUGCCCCUCCAUCAGUUCCCCCCGCUGCCUCCCCAGUAAUGCCUCCACAGACCCAGUCCCCUGGCCAGCCAGCGCAGCCUACUCCCAUGAUGCCUUACCACGCCAAGCAGAACCGUAUAACCCCUAUCCAGAAGCCCUGUGGCCUCGACCCUGUGGAGAUUCUACAGGAGAGGGAGUACAGGUUACAGGCACGUAUCACUCAUCGUAUUGCUGAACUAGAGAACCUGCCGGGCUCUCUGGCAGGAGAUUUACGUACCAAAGCUACAAUAGAGCUUAAAGCCCUGCGCCUACUUAACUUCCAGAGACAGCUGCGGCAAGAGGUUGUGGUGUGUAUGCGUCGUGACACAGCUCUAGAGACCGCCCUUGAUGCCAAGGCCUACAAGCGGAGCAAGCGUCAAUCUCUGCGUGAAGCCCGCAUCACAGAGAAACUGGAGAAGCAACAGAAGAUUGAGCAAGAGAGAAAACGCAGGCAGAAACAUCAGGAGUACCUCAACAGCAUCCUACAGCACGCCAAAGACUUCAAAGAGUAUCACCGCUCUAUCACCGGCAAAAUGCAGAAACUGACCAAAGCCGUGGCCACCUACCAUGCCAACACUGAGCGUGAGCAGAAGAAAGAGAAUGAACGUAUUGAGAAGGAGAGGAUGAGGAGGCUUAUGGCUGAGGAUGAGGAGGGCUACAGAAAACUGAUUGACCAGAAGAAGGAUAAGCGUCUGGCGUACCUGCUGCAGCAAACUGAUGAGUAUGUUGCCAACCUCACCGAGCUGGUCAGAGCUCACAAAGCUGCACAGGCCCUCAAAGAGAAAAAGAAGAAGAAGAAGAAAAAGAAGAAGUUGGAGAAUGCAGAGGGUCAGACGCCUGCUAUGGGUCCAGACGGAGAGCCUCUGGACGAGACAAGUCAGAUGAGCGACUUGCCAGUGAAGGUGAUUCAUGUUGACAGUGGGAACAUCCUGACAGGAGUAGAUGCUCCUAAAGCUGGACAGCUUGAGACCUGGUUGGAGAUGAACCCAGGUUAUGAAGUGGCUCCCCGCUCAGACAGUGAAGACAGUGAAGAGGAGGAAGAGGAAGAGGAGGAAGAGGAAGAGCCUCAGCCAUCGACCACUCCUCUGGAGGACAAGAAGAAGAUAACAGACCCUGACAGCGAAGACGUGUCAGAGGUGGAUGUCAGACACAUUAUUGAAAAUGCUAAACAGGAUGUGGAUGAUGAGUACAGUGGUGCAGCGUUUGCUAGAGGCCUCCAGUCUUACUAUUCUGUGGCUCAUGCUGUCACAGAGAAGGUGGAGAAACAGUCCAGUUUAUUAAUAAAUGGACAACUCAAACAGUAUCAGAUUAAAGGUCUCGAGUGGCUGGUUUCUCUCUACAAUAAUAACCUAAAUGGGAUUCUGGCUGAUGAGAUGGGUCUGGGAAAAACUAUCCAGACGAUCGCCCUCAUCACGUACCUCAUGGAGCAUAAACGACUCAAUGGACCCUACCUCAUUAUCGUACCCCUCUCAACUCUUUCUAACUGGGUUUAUGAGUUCGACAAGUGGGCACCCACAGUCGUGAAAGUGUCCUACAAAGGGUCUCCUGCUGCCAGAAGAGCCUUCGUCCCUCAACUGCGCAGUGGAAAGUUUAAUGUUUUACUCACCACUUAUGAGUACAUUAUCAAGGAUAAACAAGUCCUGGCCAAGAUCCGAUGGAAGUACAUGAUCGUGGACGAGGGCCACCGUAUGAAGAACCAUCACUGUAAGCUGACCCAGGUCCUCAACACCCACUACCUGGCCCCACGUCGAGUUCUGUUGACUGGGACCCCUCUGCAAAAUAAAUUACCUGAGCUGUGGGCGCUUCUAAACUUCCUCCUGCCCACCAUCUUCAAGAGCUGCAGUACUUUCGAGCAGUGGUUCAAUGCCCCGUUUGCCAUGACCGGAGAGAAGGUUGACUUAAAUGAAGAAGAAACCAUUUUGAUCAUUCGUCGUCUCCAUAAAGUGCUUCGGCCCUUCUUGUUGCGCAGGCUGAAGAAGGAAGUGGAGGCGCAACUUCCAGAGAAGGUGGAGUAUGUGAUCAAGUGUGACAUGUCUUCCCUUCAGAGAGUGCUGUACAGACACAUGCAGGCCAAGGGGGUGUUGCUCACUGAUGGUUCAGAGAAAGACAAGAAGGGUAAAGGAGGCACAAAGACUCUGAUGAACACUAUCAUGCAGUUGAGAAAGAUCUGUAACCACCCGUACAUGUUCCAGCAAAUAGAGGAAUCUUUCUCUGAACAUUUAGGAUUCUCUGGUGGGAUCGUCCAAGGUCCUGACCUGUAUCGGGCAUCAGGGAAGUUUGAAGUGUUGGAUCGAAUCCUCCCAAAGCUGAGAGCCACAAACCACAAAGUGCUGCUCUUCUGUCAGAUGACAUCACUCAUGACCAUCAUGGAGGACUACUUUGCAUAUCGCAACUUCAAGUAUCUGCGUCUGGAUGGCACUACAAAGGCUGAGGACAGAGGAAUGUUAUUGAAGACAUUUAAUGAUCCAGAGUCAGAGUACUUUAUCUUCCUCCUGAGCACGAGAGCUGGAGGCCUCGGACUCAACCUGCAGUCUGCUGACACUGUGGUUAUUUUUGACUCUGACUGGAACCCUCAUCAGGACCUGCAGGCUCAGGAUCGAGCCCACCGUAUUGGUCAGCAAAAUGAGGUACGUGUGCUGCGUCUGUGCACCGUCAACAGUGUUGAGGAGAAGAUCCUGGCGGCGGCUAAGUACAAACUGAACGUAGACCAGAAGGUCAUCCAGGCUGGCAUGUUUGACCAAAAGUCCUCAAGCCACGAGCGCAGGGCCUUCCUGCAGGCCAUCCUGGAGCACGAGGAGCAAGACGAGGUCUGGGGUCAGGAUCUGUGUCUACGAAUUAAUGAGGAGGACGAGGUGCCAGAUGACGAAACGGUUAACCAGAUGAUUGCCAGGAGUGAGGAGGAGUUUGACCAGUUUAUGCGUAUGGACCUAGACCGACGGCGUGAAGAGGCCCGGAAUCCACGGCGAAAACCUCGACUGAUGGAGGAGGACGAGCUGCCUACCUGGAUCAUGAAGGAUGACGCUGAGGUGGAACGACUGACCUGUGAGGAAGAGGAGGAGAAAAUGUUCGGGCGAGGAUCUCGACAGCGUAAAGAGGUGGACUACAGUGACUCUCUUACAGAGAAGCAGUGGCUCAAAGCAAUAGAGGAAGGCACACUGGAGGAGGUAGAGGAAGAGGUGCGUCACAAAAAAACGACCCGCAAGAGGAAGAGGGACCGAGACCUUGAUCUCCCUGGACCCUCCUCUUCCUUAGGGGGACGAGGACGAGGCGACAAAGAUGAAGAUGGCAAGAGGCAAAGGAAGAGGGGACGACCUCCUGCUGAGAAACUUUCUCCCAACCCUCCUGCACUCACAAAGAAAAUGAGGAAGAUAGUGGACGCUGUCAUCAAGUAUAAAGACAGCACCAGUGGGCGUCAGCUCAGCGAGGUGUUCAUCCAGCUGCCUUCUCGAAAAGAGCUGCCUGAGUACUAUGAGCUGAUCCGCAAGCCUGUGGACUUCAGGAAGAUCAAGGAGAGGAUUCGAGGUCAUCGCUACCGCAGUCUUGGCGACUUGGAGAGAGAUGUCAUGCUGCUUUUCCAAAAUGCUCAGACUUUCAACCUGGAGGGAUCGCUGCAGAUAUAUGAAGACUCCAUUGUCCUCCAGUCAGUGUUCACCAGUUUGAGGCAGAAGAUCGAGAAAGAGGAGGAGAGCGAGGGAGAGGACAGUGAGGAAGAGGAAGAGGAGCUAGAUGAAGGAUCAGAGUCUGAAUCUCGCUCAGUUAAAGUAAAAAUCCGUCUUGGUAAGAAGGAUAAGGGUGGAGAUAGAGGAAAAGGACGCAGCAGACGAAUGGGACGCACCAGAGCCAAACCUGUUGUAAGUGAUGAUGACUCCGAGGAUGAGCAGGAAGAGGAGCGUUCCCCCAGUGCCUCUGAAGAGGAGACUUGAACUGUGCUGUUUGGUGGCAGGGAAAGGAACAAAAAGCACCCAAUCUACAGAUAAAAAACACGGCUGGUCAACUCCAUCAACCCACAGCCAAAUGUACUAGGGCUGAAAAUAGAGGAUACAUUACCAUUAAUGAAAGAACAAACACAUUUAAACAUUUCCAUUUGUUAAAAAGACGUCAUAUGGACACAGAAAUGUUACCUUUGUUAAUAAUUUUAACUUUCAUCAACUUUAUGGCAGUAUACAAGUAUAAAAAACAUUUUGAAAUAAAUAUAAAACUAACCAAAGAGGCUGAAAGCACUACAAACAUUGAUAAGUGUAUUAGAAAGUAGGUACAACAAUGCAAAAGCAUCAUAAAUUUAAUGAUCAGUACAGCUGCAUGUAUUUGUUUACAAAGUUCAUUAACAUCUUGAGAAGAUCGGGUUCUUUCUUCCAAAAUAUGACAGCUGCAACUGUCACACUGCUCCUAAGAAAGUCAUUUUUCCUGUUUAGUUUUCUCAGCACCUCCUCAUGUUCAACAAUUGCAGUCAUAUCCUUCCUCCACAUUUUUUCUUUCCAGCAUUGCUGUUGGUGAUUUUAAAUCCUGAGUUAUUGUUUAUCUAAAUGAUAUGGUAUAUUAGACAACUUUGGCCCAGUAAAUGUUCAGUUAAAGCUCCUGUGAGGAACUUUAGCUUUCUUUCCAUUUUUGUAUCAUCUAUUGACAAAGACACACUUAUUUUCUAUUUGCUGAUUUUGUUCUGUCUUUUUUUUUUUUUAAAGAAAUCUUUAAAUCUUUAAAUAAUCAAUUCCAAAUAAUUAAAUCCAUCAUUCUUCAAGGAUUUUUUUUCAGUGGAAACUGUUGAAAAAAAGGCUGUUUUACUGCAAACAGUAUGACUGUAUUGAAAUGUAUUUAAUUUAUUGUUUUUUUUGGCAGGGACAGAUGCAGUACACAUAGGGAACUGAACAAUCUUUUCGUGCACUUCACCACAACAUUUGUAGUGGAUUUUGAUUUUUAUGCUGAUGGUUCCUUUUGCAUUUGUUUGCCAUAAAGACGUAUCAGUUUUGAUUUUUGUUUGUUUCAAAAUCAGCCAAAAACUCCUCACAGGAGCUUGAAGUUCUCAAAGAUCUGCUGUAACUAUUCGGUGUUCUCUUCAGUCCUACAUAUAGAAUGCACUGCCAUGUGUAAUUUAACAAAUCAUAAUCUUACUGUAUCAAAUACAGUAAUUCUCUCCUUCAAGCCCCCCACAUCUUUAUCAUUAGUAACAGUAAAUAAACAUUUAAUAGUUACAUACGAGCUUAUGAGGUUGUAACUAGGUAUAAGGACACCUUAUAUUUUAUUAAUACUAUUGUAUGAUUAACACAUGAAAGAUGUGUUUGUCACUGAGUACCUCUGGUAUUUCAGCUUUCAGCUGACUUGAAGAGUUUGGUGUUGACCAAAAACAUUCAUAUUGCCUCUAUAUACUGAAGACAACAUUAUAAGUUAUUUUUUUCUUGUAACUACAAUGACUUACUGCUGAUUUUAAUUUGAUUAUAUCUAAUUAAACUUUUUUAAUUUAAAUUAAAGACCCUGUAAAGUGAAAUCCAAAAUUUGUGUCUUAACACACUAGAUAUUUGGGCAUAUGGUUGCUGUAAGCAUGUGAAAACACUGAGAUCUACAUGUGACUGAAUUUUUGAUUUAGACUGUUAGAAAGUUUUCACCUCUUUCCUGGGUGGGUUUUAUUUGGGCGGGGAAUAACCCCUCAUCUCAGUACAGUCUGUUGUUAGCUGAUGUCACUGCCUUUAUUGAGAUUUAAGUCAGUUAAAUACUGUUUUUUUUGUUAAUUGUGAGGUAAACUUGCCAAAUCUACCAGCCACAGUGGCUUAUGGAUCGUUGAAAGUAUUAUAACAGAGAUUUGAGCCAGAAAACUGACUUUGUCUCUUUUUUCCCCAGCAGUUGCCCUCUGGUCAACGUAAGGUCAAGGGUCAGGUUAAUGGCAUGAGUGUCCUGUUCUCCUUUCAGGCUGUAGCUUUUUUAAAAUUUGACAGGAUUGUAUUUCUCCUAAGUGGGAAAGGUUCCAGCUCAUUCAGAAGACACACCCACACCAUCCUAGAGCAGAUUUUAUUGUCUCAUUCUUCAUGAUUUUGAAGCUUAAUUUAAUAAACCUAGAGAUGUUUUAUUUGACUGAAAUUUGACCUGGUGGUUCAUAACAAAGUGACCUGUCAUACAACAAACCUAAAUACAGAGUUAUAUUCACUUUACAGGGUCUUGAAAUAAAAUAUGAAGCCUUCUUUUUUAGCCUAUGUGCCAGAUUUUAUGGACACAUUUUUACUAAAAAAGCAUCCUUCCUGACCUGGGGAGUGAGUUCUUGCAGAAACAAGUGCAGUGAGGUAAACAACUUUAAAUAUAAACAUUAAAUGUUAUGAAAUAACGCUCUAUUUUACCAAGAGUGAAGUGGCCACCUUAGCUCACCUUUACUUCUCUCCUCAUAAACAUACCUGAUGUUUUGACUCUGCCUCCUUGCAGCGAUGUGUUUUUGGAGCUGCUGUGGUGUGCGCGUGUGUACGUUGCAUAAAUGUGACCGUGACCUCUAUGUUUAUGUUGAAAAUCUCGGCCCCCUGUGGCUGACGAUGUCUCAAGACUUCCACGAAUCUCUUUAGCACCUCUCCAUGUUAAUUUGACUGAGGCUUCAUGGAGUUGAGUUUAGGUCACUCUCAAAUAUUGUAAAUAUGUUCAGCAUAAAAACAACCUACUCCACCGUGCUGCUGCUUUCCUGAUACACUUCCAGUAGAAGCACUUGUACCUUUUGAUUGUAGACUGAGUUAUUCUGAGAUCACAACUCAUCGAUUAGUACUGUAACUUUGACUGCUUCUCCUUCAGUUGUUGUGUUGUGACUUUAGGAUAUCUGAAUUAUUUGAUGUACUUAAGCACUUUUUCUGUUUUUGAUUUUAAGACAAAGGACCAGAGGGACAGUGGCUCCUCUCUGCUUGUGAAUGCCUCGUGGCUGUAUGGUGUUGGAUAUACUGUAUAGUGUUUUUGUUAAAGUAUAAUAUCAAUGCAUGUGUGUACAGCCGGCAAGAUCAGUAAACUGCACUUUUUUAGUUAAGGUAGGCAACCAGAGCAAAGAAACAACAACCAAAGCAUCAACAUAUUUCCUGCUGAGAUAUCAGGAUCCGUCUGUGUUGUGUUGUGUAAAUGUCAAUGAAACUUUAAACAAUAAAUAACAGUGAAAGUA